This is a messenger RNA of Lottia gigantea (owl limpet), 1215 nucleotides long. RefSeq lists its product as hypothetical. NCBI's taxonomy places the organism in Eukaryota, Metazoa, Mollusca, Gastropoda, Lottiidae. The record is from RefSeq and is a predicted model, not a curated record. Gene Ontology annotation, molecular function: DNA binding; DNA-directed DNA polymerase activity; nucleotide binding. The transcript is spliced from 2 exons. Gene Ontology annotation, biological process: DNA replication. The coding region runs from base 1 to 1215 and encodes 404 amino acids.
AUGAAUGAGAUCUGCACCAUAUUAAAAGAAUACAAUGAAAGUGACACUGAAGGAAUAAUAGAUUUAUUCAAAGAAUACAGUGUUAACCCAAAAGAUAAAACGGAAGUUCACGCUAAACUCAAAGAACUGGACUAUUCUAAACUGAUGGCAUUUGACGCUAAUGGGUUGUACGCUUCCGCCAUGACAGAAGGUGAAUACCCUAAAGCAGAAAGUGCUAGGGCUUUUCGACUGGAGGAAAAUGAAGAAUUUGUCAAGCUCUUUAAUGAGCAGAAAUUCAGACCUAGAACUGCUAUUUUAAAAGUCUGGUUUAAAUAUCCUACCAACAUGUUCUUUCAACCCAUACCAGCUAAGGUUAAUAUCACUUUCACAAAUAAAGAAGGAAAAAAGGAAACUGGCACUAAAAUCAGGUUUAGAAAUGGUUUCUGUUCAGAUGUUUUAACAUCGGUUGAUAUUCAAGAAAUAGUGAAAUCCGGUGGUAAAAUUAUUAAAAUAUUAGAUGGAAUAGUAUACGAAGAAAAUUUUAAAACUCCACCAUACAGAGAUUAUAUUUUAAUUUUGAAGGAAUUAAGGAAUAAAUACAAAAAAGAAGGAGAUAUGGUUGCUAGUAAUUGCAUGAAAUUAUUAGGUAAUUCCUUAUACGGUAAAUCUAUUCAGAAGGAUAUAAAUACAUCGAGACAUCUAUGGAGUGAAGCGACUUUUAAAGCCAACUAUGAUUCACACGUCAAAAGCUAUGAAAAAGUAAAUGAGACCCAAUAUAUCAUUCAGAUUAAUGACGAAGAAAAAGAGUUUUUUACUCCAAAGGAUUUUACUAGAUUAACACCCGCUCAUUUAGCGCCAAAAGUAAAAUACAAUAUCAUUCUAACUUUCGACGGUAUUCUAAAAGAAAAGAAAACGUUUAAGGGUUACUCUGACUAUAAGAUUAAGGUAGAAGACUACAUUCAAUUAGCUAGUGGACAUGAUGUAACGAAUGAAUUUGAUAAACCUUGGGUAAAAAGUUUUACUGAUGGAAUAAUUAUUCCUAAUGAAAAACAAAAGAAAGUUUUCAGAAGUUAUCUGAAUCUCGUUAAGAGAAAAGCACCGAAUGAAGAAGGAAUCAUGUAUCCUUACAUCGACGGAAAAAAAUUGAACAUAGAUGAAAACUAUGAAUUUGAUGAUCACGAUUAUCUAACUAUUCAAGAAGAGAAUGAAGAGUGUGAAUUUUUUUGUUUUAAAUGA